AUGGCCUCCCUUCCAGAAUAUGCUUUGCACAUGUCUCGUCUCAGUGCUUGGCUAUUUUGUCAUGUCACCAGGCCUACUGAUUCCAAGGCUAUGAAAAUGGUGAAAUUAUUUAGUGAACCUCCCGUGGCCAAGAAAAAGGAAACUUAUGACUGAUACCCAGAUCACAAUACUUACACUGCACUCACGGGGACACUCCAAUUUCUUGGACUCUACAGAGAUAAGCAUCAAGAUUUUAAAGAUGAGCAACAACGACUAAUAAAGCUUCGUGGAAAGGGGAAACCAAAGAAACGAGAAGGGAAAAGAGCAGCAAAAAAGAAAUAG
This is a messenger RNA of Pongo pygmaeus (Bornean orangutan), 321 nucleotides long. RefSeq names its product small ribosomal subunit protein mS33-like. Gene Ontology annotation, cellular component: mitochondrion. NCBI's taxonomy places the organism in Eukaryota, Metazoa, Chordata, Mammalia, Primates, Hominidae. The record is from RefSeq and is a predicted model, not a curated record.